Messenger RNA from Microdochium trichocladiopsis, 1864 nucleotides. RefSeq lists its product as uncharacterized. The record is from RefSeq and is a predicted model, not a curated record. The transcript is spliced from 3 exons. Lineage: Eukaryota; Fungi; Ascomycota; Sordariomycetes; Xylariales; Microdochiaceae. The coding region runs from base 1 to 1563 and encodes 520 amino acids.
AUGUCUGACAAUGUACGAGUGAUACGGUCCCCUUGGAGCACGACGAGCGGGAACGCAGUCGUCAGGGAGGUGACACCGAAUCCAACCUUGGUGUAUCGAUUCUUAAGGGACUCGGCAGUUAAAUUCAGAGUAGAUGUCGGGAGCAGGUAUGGCACGGUCGACUGGAAGGUAUCGUUUGCAACCCCGAAAAUUGGCGCAGGAUACGCCAUAGGGGAGGUUCAUUCUUCUGGUUGGAGGGAAGAAGCUCACUUUCUCACCAGUUAUUACCACUGCUUUCCUGUUCAGCCAACGAUGGCCUCACGCAUCCCGGUAGGCGUUCUUGGCAAACUAAGAUACGAGCGCAAUCACGUCUGGUCACUCGAAGUUGGGCAGUUCUUGGGAGCUUACGAGCUGCUCUACAAUAAUCCAAACGACGCUUCUAACCCUACCGUCGUUGCACAACGAAAGCAAGUUACAAACGAGAUUAACGACAGGCUUGCAGAGAACAGAAUAUUCUACAGGAUUCCCGAAAUCGCUGCUCCGGUCGCCACAGUGGUUUCCAACGUAGCACAACGAAAGCAAGUUACAAACGAGAUUAACGACAGGCUUGCAGAGAACAGAAUAUUCUACAGAAUUCCCGAAAUCGCUGCUCCGGUCGCCACAGUGGUUUCCAACGUACUAGACAAUGUCUGGGCGUUGGCAAGUGCCGAGCAUUGUGCCUUUGCGUUGAUCGCCGAGGCCGCCUUCUUUCUCUCCGAAGGCAUGAGAAUUGCUCAAGAUGAAUUUAAACCGCAAAUCAAAGCCACCGCUAAGAAUCGCCUCCGAGAGAUUGACGUCCGUUGCGAAGGCAUCGAACUGGAUUCUGACACAUUCUGGGAGAUACUCCAAGAGCAACCCCUUCAGGCACUGGGAACCCAGGGGCUUCAACAUCUAUUCCUGGCAAUGCAGCGACCUGUCAGCGUUCUCAUUUUAGCUGCAUCUCCUCAAGACCAGCCACAACUACAACUUGGCACGGAACGUCGCGAGCUCAAGGAGAGUCUUCAACAAACAAGAUUUCGAGACGCUUUCGAGAUUCACGAUGUGCCCAGCUGUCGUAUCCGGGACAUCACACAAGCCCUGAACCAAUUCAACCCAACCAUUCUCCAUUUCAGCGGCCACGGCAAUGAAGAUGGCAUAUAUUUCGAGAAUGACCAAGGACUGUCACAACUUGUCCUACCGAAAGCCCUUGCCGGUGUUUUCGAACACCACACAGGGCUAAAGCUUGUGAUUCUAAAUGCCUGCUUCGCGGCAUCACAGGCCCAAGUUAUUGCUGACAAAGUCGGACACGUCAUCGCCAUGGAGAAUGAGAUCCUGGACCGCGACGCUAUCUCCUUCUCCCGCUAUCUUUACUCUAGCCUCGGUUUUGGACGGUCCAUUGAAGAUGCAUAUGGCGAGGCAGCGAGAACAAUGGCACUGGAUACAUCAAGCACGCUGGAGUCUCGCCUUUUAAAAGCUCACUGUGACGACCCGACCAACAGGUCGCAGGAUCGGGCCAGGGACAAGGGCAGGUCAUGCACGCGGGACGACACACACCAGGUUAAGUAAGCAUCUCGUUAUGUCAGCAAGCCAGGAUAUGUGGGUCGCCACAUAUCCAGAGGUCCAGGAUAUGCGGAUCACAACAUAUCCCAAGAUCCAGGAUAUGGGGAUCGCAGCAUAUCCAGUGAUCCAGGAACACACCUCUAUGAAAUCACGAUGAAGGACAAAGGGUAUAUAGAGCACGGAGGAUCCCCUUGUAGACAGUCGUUACCUUUGUACUUCAGCGAUCAAUCUAAGUAUCACUCUUACCCUUCACUUGACCUAGUCACUCAAUUGAUUCAAGUGUGAUAUCUCGCAAGAGACACGAACG